GGGAGGGAGUGUCCGUGUGCUGUGGCGGCGCCGCCGCCGGGCGAGCCCCGGCCAUGGAGGAGCAGCCCCUGUGCUGCUGCGAGUACGUGGACAGGAGCGGGCAGAGGAACCACCUGGCGGCGUGCUGCUGCGACUGCCCCGACCUGGACGAGGGCUGCGAGAGGUGGCUGACAUGCAGAUCCUUGCCUCCAGGAGCUCUGGAAAGAAUCGCCGACACUGUGGCGGACCGGGUGCGCAUCCCUUGGUUUGCAGGAGCUGUGAAGGUCAAUGUGAGCCUUGUGCCACCUCUGGUUCUGCUGCCCGUCCUCCUGCACAUCGCAGCUCUGCAUUUCCUGCUGGGGCUCGUCAUCCUGACAUCCCUGCCCGUGGUGGUGCUGUGGUAUUACUACCUCACCCACAGGAGGAAGGAGCGCACUCUCUUCUUCUUGAGCCUAGGGCUCUUCUCCUUGGGCUACAUGUACUAUGUGUUCCUCCAGGAGGUGGUUCCCCGAGGCCACGUGGGGUAUUCCCAAGUGGUCGCUCUCACCUGCGGGUUAAUUCUUAUGCUUGCAGCCCUGACUCGAGCCAAGAGAGACCCUGGCUACCUUCCCAUCCCAGCAAGCAACGAGAAGUCCUUGCAGCAGGAUUUGCCCAACAAGAGUGUUAGAGGGAGCUCCAAUGGGCUCCAUGGUGUCACCAUAUCAGGAGCUGCCAGUGGUCGUGCUUUAAAUGGGGAGGUGAAAAGUUAUUGUAGGAUGUCAGCUGAGAAGCUGGAAGGUGUGAAAAGGGACUGGUGCGCUAAAUGCCAGCUGGUCAAACCAGCCCGAGCAGGGCAUUGCCGGCUUUGUGGCAGAUGUGUAAGGAGGCUGGACCAUCACUGUGUCUGCAAAGUAUUUCUUCUUUCCUUUUGGAGGAUUAACAGCUGUGUAGGGGAGCAGAACCACCAAGCAUUCAUCCUUGCACUCUCCUUCUUCAUGGUCACUGCUGUGUAUGGGAUUACAUUGACCCUGCACACCAUCUGUAGGGGCCGAACUCCUUUUGUGGCACUGUUCUACUGCCCUGGGGCCUAUUCUGACUACAGCUCUGCUCUGUCUUUCACCUGUGUGUGGUACUGUGCCAUUGUAACAGCUGGCAUGGGAUACAUCCUCCUUAUCCAGCUGUUGAACAUCAGCUACAACGUGACCGAGAGGGAAGCUCGGCUGGCUCUGCGAGACAACACUGGGCGCAGGCUUCUGGGUGGGUUAGUGAUAGACACUGGCCAGUAUAACAGGGGUUUCCUAUGCAACUGGGGACAUUUUGUGAGCCUAGGGUCUUCUCCUCCACAGCGCUCUGCGGAAGACAUCGUGUGACACUCCUCUUUCUGCAGAUGACAUUGACUGACUUUGUUUAGCAGGGGAACGGCCCCUUCCACUAGGACUCUCUCCUCCUACACCCUUCCUUCGUCGUCGGUGUAUGGGCUGCCUGUCCUGUCACUGACAACAUUAGAGGCUUUCCUAGGCAGAAUGGUUCUUCGUGUGCUGUCAGCCAGCAAUAGGAUGCAAAAAGCUGUAAGCCAUAUGCACAAACCUGGAGAGAAAGAGCCUGCUACCUUUUUUCACCGUGGGAAGCCUGGUGCAACUCAGCUCAGCUGGAAGAAGAGCUUGAGUUUCCAUUAGAUGUGAAGCCUGGCAUCAAAAGGAACCUGCUGCUGGACUUCAGAGCGUCUGCUGGUUCCUGCAAAGGUUAAGGAAUUCCUGGCUUGUACCUGUGUGCAACAUUUCAGAGAUGUCUGGAGAGUGAACUUUUAAAACAGGUGGACCGCUGUAGAAGCCGCGGUGCUUUGGCUAAAAGAGACUAAGGCAGUCACGGAGCAGCUCCCUCCUCUGGUGCAUUUUUUUUCCUCUGUCUUCUGUUCCAUCCAGCUGUAUACAUGCUUUGUAUUAAGUGCCUUCGUGAGCAAUGUUCCUGUAGGGCUUUGUAAGAUCUCUUCACCUCUUGACCCCUCAAGUUUUUAUUCCAUCCUCAUCUGUCCAACUGGGUGAGAAGGCACUCAUCUUCAAUCUCAUCAUCGUUCCUUCUGCAAGCUGUGUCUGUGUUGGUUUGAAGGCUUGGCUUAUCUUCCUCAGAGUGUUUGAUUAUGGAUUGUGAUAUGAGACAGCAGGUAAACAUAUCAAGUAAGGAGAUGCUUUGAAGCAACAUGUUAACAGUGGACUCUGAAGGGAAAACAAGAGUGCUGCCUGGUGUUAUGGUAGCUUUAUGGACGAUACUUUUCUCCUUAACCUUGUGGGUAAAGGAGUCUAUGGGAGAGUAGACGAUUCUGCUAACGGCAUUUUUGCUAGGUAGUGUCUUGGUUGGUUGUGUUGCUAAUAACAGUGAUCUUUUGUCCUCUCAGCCCAGUCACUGUGGAGCUGCCUGAUUGUAGAUCUGUUUUCUUAAGUCAGGAGGAACAUUUCAGUCUCUGUGUAUGCAGGGAGAGGAUGUGUUGGAGCUGUCUGUUUUUUGGGUAGAUGAUCUGCACUGACAGUUGAAUGGCUGUGUUAAAUGUGCUCUGCAAGAAUGUCACUUGUUCCUCAUCAGCCUGCAACUGUAUUUUUGCCCAGAUUUGAGCUUCAACUGAAAUCACAAGGUUUGGGUGAUGACUGUUUGUGGGUGGCAUUUUCUUGUUGCUUUUUGUUUUAAACAAGCUAUUUGUGUAUGUUGUUGGCCCUGCAGUAAUAUGAAAGGUCUGGGUGGAAAAGCCCAAGACCAUGGCACAGGAGUUAUGGGUUGAGGCUAAGAUCCAGGAGCAGAGGGAAGGGCCUUGUCCUAGUUACUGUUGUUUUUACAUGUGCUUGCAGCAUGCACAGAUCAUACCUCCCCCUGAGUUCGCAGCCCACAACUGAGGGAUGUUUGAGAGAUGGAAAUUCACUGUGUGUUGCUGUCCUUUAUCUCUGAAGAAUGAAUGGAUGGUGCGUGGUGUCAAGAGGUAGCAGGGUUAGGGGUUGUCCCUUGAGAUUCCAGCCAUAUUUGUGUGUAUUUCUGAUUACGUGUCCCAGUUUAAAAUGAAGACCAUGUCCCUCUUUGCACUGUUUGGUUUCCUUAAGUGGCACUUUCUAUAACCAGCAGAUAAUUGAGCAGCUGCACUUGGAAAGUGGCUGUGCCGAAAGAAUUACUGACUUACUGAGUGUCCCCUAUUUCCUCUUACCCCUUUUCAUCCAGUGAACAAUGCUUUUUAAGGAAGUAAAGGAGACACCUCUCUUGCUUCCUGCUUCUAACUGAAACGCACUAAGAGGUUUCUGAUGACUUCCUUGGCCCUAAUGUGAAGAAAAAGGCACCCAGCUGCACUGUGCUAACCAUUCCCCUAUGACCUUCUGACUGUUUGGAGCUUGGACCCUCACCCUAGGAGAUUAAAUUCACACAAUGACCUUGCCUCCUUGACUUGUCUGUAAAUGUUUCUGUGGCACGUAUGCAUUUUGUGGUGCCUGCUGAAAUGCACUGGAGCUUGGCAACCCUGGAGACAAGGACACUGUGGGCUAGCAGGUGAUCUUCUCAGAUCUCAUCCUGCUGGGUUUGGGAAGGUUAGGUAAAAGGGCUUGCAGUGGAAAUAGGCAGCCUCUCAGUCCCUGUGAGUUACGUACACAGAAAUCAAUCACAUGCCCAUGAGCUGAAUGAGCCCUGGGAAUAUUUGCAGGUUUGAGAUAAGUGAUUUGUCAGAGUCCUGCUACUCCUGGCUGAGAGAAAACAGAGCAGAUCACAGAUCGUUUCCCUGGCAGUAUUCCCUUUCUCCCACAGGCAGAGACUAGUUACUACUUCGCAGCUGAUCUGUCAGCAUAGCUCUGUCCCUUUUCUCCUGGUGAACUCUUAGCGUAGGAGAUUUCAUUUGAACUUCUUACACUCACGUGUUUUCAAUGGUGUUCUCCUGGGCAGCAGGGACUUCGGAGUGCACAUUAGGAACAAAGGACCUUGGAGUAAAACAAGCAUUCCAUGCCUUGGACAAGCCCAUUGUAAUAUAAGGAGGGUAAAGUGCUAAAUUAAAUUUUAUUUCUGCACUCACUCCAGAGGGAACUGGAACCAUUCAAGACACUAAAAUGGUUGCACGGCUGGGUUUUUUUAGGAGGAGAAUGCAGUGCUGACUCCCCAGUGAACCAGAAGUUCACAUGGCUGUAACCUGCAUAGCAGCAGUAACUUUUUCUUUAAGGACAUGGCUUUUGUUUACCAUCCAGGCUUCUUCCUGAGAGGAUUUACCUUGUGAAUACCACAGGAGAUGGGAAGCAUAAAGAAACAGGAUAUCUAAAAGGGUGGAAGAGUUGCGAGCUUCAGAUAUGUGCUUUGCAGCUCUCCUUUUAAUAGCCAUGAGGAUUAGGAAGAAACUCUUGAAGGGUAAUGCUCCCUUUUGCACUUAUAGCAAGGUCAGACUGUUGUGAGCUCUUCUGCACUAAAGGACAAUUUCUUUUCUCAGUAUUUUUUUUUUUUUUGCUCACCUUGUUGUUUGCCACAGUGGUAGAAAAAUGUUCAAACCUAGGCAUACAGUUAGUCCUCGAGCUUACUGUGUUAGUAGCUGCCUAGAUCCAUGUUGCCAGGGUGUUGGAGCAGUGGGAGCGCAUUUGACAGGUGACUUGUGAACUGUGCGUGUAUCCUUGAGGCAAGGACCAGUGUUUUACCUGUAAAACUGUAUACACAUGCCUGUCAGUGCAGGAAACAGUGUCCUGCUGGCCCUUGAAAAGUGCUCUCUGUGUGAAAAGAGAGGGGACAGAGCUCGUCAGAAGUAGAGAAGGAUUUUGGUAAUAGCUAGCAUUGAUGUUUCUCUGCCCAGACCUGGAAAUAGUUUAUCCUGCUUUAACCAUGACCUUUUAAAAGGCAUUUGCCAAUUCAUAAAUAGUGUGGGCUUCUACAGACUAGGGCAGCUCUGAAGAGGCCAGGGUUCUGAUAUUGCUGCUAUUCUAGUGUUAAACCCUCUAGAUCCAAAUGCCAGCACCCUACUGUUUGGUGACUAUACUAAGAACUGUGCACCAUUAGAUGCACCCUGUAAAUGGUGGCUUGGCACGUUUUUUAACUGUCAUCUUACAUCGUGCUUUUCUGUCAGCAAAUCACAAGUCCCUGCAUUGACUGUUUCUCCAUUAAACUUGUUCUAAAAUGACAAAAGUCACUGGUGAGCCUGUAUUGGUGCUGCUUGUGACUUCUAAUCACAUUUCUGCCUUCAUGCUACGAUGGUGCUUUUUUUUUCUUCUAAGUAGGUUGCUUUCAAGUGUCUUAAUGAAACCAUUUGCUGUAAAAUUCCUUCUGAAGAUAAAAUGGAUACUGCCUCACUGCCUAAUGUCUUAAUAAUGUGCUUGUUUUUUUUUCCUUCUGUAUGAAUGCAUAUCGCUUCAUUAGGGCAGGAAGCGUAUGUCAUUAUGGAUGUGUUUUCCUGUAUUGCUUUCAGUGAAGAUCUCUACAGUUUCCUAGGACUUUCUUCCACUAUCAGUAUGUGUGUAAAGCAAAAAUCUCUUGUGGACAAGUGAGAUUAUUUCUGAAAUGUCAGAAUUCAGCCUUCCAAUAUCUUGUCUUUAUGGAACUCCCCUAAUUGUAUUGUGAGUAAUGAUGGACUCUGGAAGAACUGUCUGCCUUGGAGAGUGUGGGGCGUUUUGCAUUUUUUUCAUACCAAGCUUUAGGGAAAAACUUUGUGAAACAUAUUUGUGAGCUUUGUUGAAAGGACUUGUGUGUGUGUGUGUGUGUGUGUUUGUGUGUUUGUGUCCAUUUUGCAUUGUAUU
Messenger RNA from Cuculus canorus (common cuckoo), 5687 nucleotides. It is a transcript of the gene ZDHHC23, whose product is annotated as zinc finger DHHC-type palmitoyltransferase 23. The transcript is spliced from 4 exons. The record is from RefSeq and is a predicted model, not a curated record. Gene Ontology annotation, biological process: peptidyl-L-cysteine S-palmitoylation; protein targeting to membrane. Lineage: Eukaryota; Metazoa; Chordata; Aves; Cuculiformes; Cuculidae. The coding region runs from base 54 to 1328 and encodes 424 amino acids. Gene Ontology annotation, cellular component: Golgi apparatus; endoplasmic reticulum. Gene Ontology annotation, molecular function: protein-cysteine S-palmitoyltransferase activity.